Messenger RNA from Struthio camelus australis, 3112 nucleotides. The record is from RefSeq and is a predicted model, not a curated record. Lineage: Eukaryota; Metazoa; Chordata; Aves; Struthioniformes; Struthionidae.
AACUCAUGCGUGGCUGUAUAUCGACUUCAUGUUAUCGUCUCCUUUUUAAAACAGUAUUUAACCAGGCGAAUCCCUCAGAAUCCUAAAUAUCAGCAUAUAAAAACUCGCCUUGAUACUGGUAACAGUUUGACAAAAUACACCGAGAAGUUGGAGGAGAUCAAAAGAAAUUACAGGUACAAGAAAGACGAGCUGUUUAAAAGACUGAAAGUGACUACUUUUGCCCAGUUGGCCAUCCAGGUUGCUUCUCUAUCUGAUGAAACGUUAGAAGUGACAAAUGAAGAGAUCCAGAAACUGGAAGAUGGUGAUUCUGCUACUUCAGAUGCCGAACUCAUAGCAGGGACAAAUGGGAAAGGAAGCCCCAGUGAGGCACCACUUAAUCCGCUCCUGUUCAUAAACAACACAGGAGCUGGAGAGUCGUAUCGGUCCACACUGCAGAGUGUUAUAAGUGGUGUUGGUGAACUAGAUAUAGAAAAGGACGCUCCAAAGAAAGUGGACCCUCAGGCUAAAGACAUGCCUUAUCCCGACUGCCCCUUCCUGCUUUUGGACGUACGAGAUCGCGAUGCAUACGACCAAUGCCAUAUUGUUGGAGCUUAUUCCUACCCUAUUGCAACACUAUCUAGAACCAUGAAUCCAUAUACCAAUAGCAUUCUGGAAUAUAAAAAUGCACAUGGAAAAAUUAUUAUUUUGUAUGAUGAUGACGAGAGGAUAGCCAGCCAGGCUGCUACAACCAUGUGUGAGAGGGGCUUUGAAAACUUGUUCAUGUUAUCUGGAGGCCUCAAAGUCCUUGCACAGAAGAUCCCGGAAGGACUGGUCACGGGCUCGCUCCCAGUGUCGUGCCAGGUGGUGACUCACACUGUAUCUGCCCGAAAAAAGGCCCCCCCCAAAGUGCCACCCACGCGUGCUGAGAAUAAAUGGAGAUUUACUGCAGAUGAUCUACAAAAGAUGAAGUAUUAUCUAGAAGAGGAGCAGAUUCCUUCAGAUACUGCCAGCCGUCUUAGCCGUGGUUCUUCAGGGCGCGAUACCAAGGCGACAACUGUGAGGAGCAACCACAGUCUCCCCAGUACAGCGGGCUCAGCUGGAUCUCUCACCGCCCGCUCGCUCAGCAGCAGCAGCCUCCAGAACAGGCCAUGGAAAUAGGCAGCGGUGUCUCUUUCAGCUGAAUAAAUGAAUGUGCAGGUUCUGGGAACCGUGAGCAGUUACAGCCCAUUUGUCGUUUUAGGAAUCUGCAAAGAAAAGCAGCAGCGGUAUUAAAAUGGCAGCUCGGGUAAGGCUGGGGGAGCUGGAAUGGUUGAUGUUUCGUAGAAGCGGGAAUGGUAUCGUUUUGAUGAGGCUGACCUUUAGGUGCAGUGUCAGGACACUGUCGACAUAACUGGUUCCUAGGGGAAGGAGGAAACUGGUAGUAAAGCCUGGGACCAAUAGAAAUGGUUCUGUGAAACUUGUAGUUCAGACUUAAUGAAUUUGCAUCUGUUACAAAUACGCCCUCAGCGCUGGGACUAAAACUGCAGACUGUGCUAAUACGUGAACGCGUGUGAAAGUACAUGGGUCAGAAAUCAUCUGUGAGCAAAACCUUUGGUGUCUAGUAGCAGCGAUACAGACACUUAACAAAUUGCCAAAAUGAUGGAGAGAGGACUCCAUCAUUUUUUAUUUUUUAAACUUAUGUUAAUGAACAGAAGUAUUUGUAAUAAAGAUUUUUUUUUUUCUUUGAAAUAAUGCCCAGCGUAGCACUGUAACCUGACAGUCUUUACUCAUGGACAGUUUGUGAAAUAGUUCUGCAUUUGUAAAAGUGAGUUGGACGGGAAGAUAAGUUGUUUUUUUCCUCUCCUCGUUGCCUGGAAUGUUUGACUUCUAAUUACGCUUUUCUGCUUUGUUCCUCACUGUGGUUGUGGAGAAAGCUACUGUGUGGUUGUUUGGUGUCUAAAGCUGAUGAGAGUAAUGCUCUGGUGCGUGCAGAGAAGGAUUUUAGUUGACUUCUCUUAAGGCAGGACCAGCUCCUGUGCCCCUCUUCCCAGGGCACAGACAGGGUCUUCCCUGGGUUCAGCUGCAUACCCGUGGUUUCUUCUUUUUCCUACUUGCAAGAGCAGGCUCAGCGUCAUUGCAGAGAACUACGAAAUAAAUUGAGGCGACGGUCAGUUGCUCUUCUGCUGGCAAGCCUGUCUUCCCUGACCGUGAUAGAGGCCAAUGUGAGUCAAGGUGAGGAGGCAGAACUUCAUUUUGCUUUGUAAAACGUUUGCGUGAUACAUGGAGGUAAAUUGUGCUCCUUAGUGGAGCAGCAAAGAGCUCCACAGUGCCUGUGCUUGAUAGAGGCUUAUUUCUAGCUAUGCCUUUGCCGGUAUUUUGGAGUAGCUCCUUUAAGAUUAGGGUGACUGAAGAGAAAUUUUCUUUUUCCUCAAGAACCAGGGUCCCUGAAACCUAGCAGGGACAUGGACUUCAGGCUCAGUAGGGCCUGAAGAUUUCGUGGAAAACAAGUACCACAGCUUUCAUGAAAUCAGUGCUUCCAACCGUAUCAGUGUUGGCUGGCUGACCUAGAAAUCAUCUGAAACUCCUCCAUGACAAAGCUGCCUGUUAGAGGCUUUUGGGAUGGCUACGUAGGGACCCUGCUCCCUAGCCUUUACCUACAGUAUUACAGAGCUUAGUUCAGCUUUGGCUUCUUGGGUUGGUGGGGUUUUUUUGUAUGUGGCUCUGGGGUUUUCCUGUCCGUUUGAUGGAGCCAAGGAAUCUUUAACAGACCCCCAAAUUCCCUGCUGGUGCAGGUCAGUGGCAGAGGAUUGUGGUGAAAGAAAGACGCAAGCAAUUUGCGGUUCAGUAGUCCAAAACUCAACAUCUCUGACCUCAUUUUUUCACUGCCUACACUUAAACCUCCACUACAGGAGUGAAUAUUGCUGCUGUGCCUGUGACCUGGGCGAAUAAUUACAAUGAUCCUCGUGGAAGCAGGGAAGGGGUUGUAUAACGAGGAGCCUUUUUGCCUCUGGAAACCAGACCCAUUCUCUCUCUAGAUUUAUAGUCACUCAUUUUAGAGUCAAAUGUUGAUCGUAGAGUGUGAAUCACAGCUCCGAAGUCUCUACCCGAAUCUUAAAUCGGAGGAAGGCUCAGGCAGGUGAUGUUUUUGUGGCCA